AUGUUCAGAAAAAGUCGGAACCUAAAAUAUAUAUUAAGUCUUGUACCUGGAAAAAGACGUUUUGGAACGUACAGAUUUUUGCCAGUGUUCUUUUGUAUCGGGGGUGUCAUGGAGUGGAUCAUGAUUAACGUGAGAAUAGGACGAGAAACGUUUUAUGAUGUCUACAGAAGAAAACAAUCGGAGAGGGAAUACCAACACAAGAUUGAUGGGGGCUUGAUUGUUCUGAAGUCUGAAGCCAAAUGAGGACACACUGGAAAUACACGAUCAUCGUGAUGAGGAGACUGAAACCAACACUUUUGCACACUAACACACUUUUGAUAUAAUUCAAAAAUGGGGAUACUAAUAUACAUCAACUGUAAGGCAGCAGUGACAGGGACUGCGCAACUGAGGACAGAUGAUGUGCAAAAGACUGCCAGUGUGUUUCUGUGAGGAAGGUGCAAUUUUUGUAUUGACUAAGAUAAAGAUGUUAUUUACGCAAUAAAAAUGGUCUGUUCUGUGAUUCAAACUAA
Messenger RNA from Megalobrama amblycephala (Wuchang bream), 509 nucleotides. RefSeq names its product small integral membrane protein 4. The record is from RefSeq and is a predicted model, not a curated record. The transcript has 2 exons. The coding region runs from base 1 to 243 and encodes 80 amino acids. NCBI's taxonomy places the organism in Eukaryota, Metazoa, Chordata, Actinopteri, Cypriniformes, Xenocyprididae.